GCGAUUCAGUGUCGGCUGGGUCGGUACGUGCCGAUCUUACGACAAAAACUCUUCGAUACAAUGGAUUCCUACGAGCCGUUCUGUGCGGGCCACUGAUUGGGAUGAUUCUCCAGAUGUUCUGAACUGUUCGUUUCACUUUCCUAAUUCGCCACCCAACCCCUGUUCCUCCACAUCCUCUUGAGCCUCGGCUACUCCAGCAUAGAUGCGCACUCGCGUGACCCACUGCACGACCCCAUGAUCUAUCUCAUCCUCGACAGGACCCCACUCGUUCUCCAGCUUUCCUCCACACAAGCGAUGCAAUGGCAAUAACGUCAGUUCUUUCCUGCGCUUACCCGGUAGACCUACAGGCCAAGGGCUACAUAGAAGGCUUGACCUACGUCGACGAGAAAACAUACAGCCCACUUGCACACUUCGUGGGCGGCAUCCCAUAUGCCCUGCCACCACUCGGCCCAUUCAGGUUUCAAAGACCGCGAGAGCUACCUCCAUGCUACCGAUAUGGGACGGCUUCUAAUCCUGGACGUUUCACCGGUGGUGUCGGAGUAUGUCCGCAACCUGGGGAUGCUGAAAACAAGAGAAGGUGGGAUGAGGACUGUCUACAGGCGAAUAUAUGGAUCCCAACCGGAAGAGCACCCGGUACAGGGUGGCCAGUUCUCGUCUGGUACCAUGGCGGCUUCUUACAGUGGGGAAACCCAGGAGAUUAUGGACUCUCGAACAUGCUGGCAGAAACUGCAGCAAAGGCCAUUGUAGUCAUCCCGGGGUAUCGCUUGAAUGUAUUCGGUUUCCUUGCCGGCGCAAAGCUGGCAGAAGAGGGAGCUGAUUGCACAGCGAACAACGGGUUCUGGGACCAAAGACUUGCACUGGAAUGGACUUGGAAGAACAUCAGCUAUUUCGGAGGCGACGCAGGUAACAUCACCAUAGGAGGAUACUCGGCCGGCUCGCAUUCGACUUUCCAGCAACUGGCGUACGACUUAAAUCUCCCAGAUUCGAAAGCUAUCGUACGGCGGGCUCUGAUGCUGUCCAACGGACCUGGGAUGCAACCAAAGUCUAUGGCAGAUGCACAAGUUCAGUUCGACGAGCUUUGCGACGCUCUCAGUCUGUCAGCCAAAAUGAGCGUCACAGAGAAAUUGGCUGUUCUCCGUGUCCUAGAUGCACAAACAAUACUCGAUGCUGCUUCGAAGAUUAAGCACCACCAAUUUCGCGGUGUGACAGAUAGCAUAUUCAUACGGGAAGGCCUGCUUGAAGAGCUAGACUCAGGACUGUUUGCGGCGCGCAUGAAGAAACGCAGCAUUAAGCUCAUAAUGGGCGAGUGCAGGGACGAGCAUUUUGCGUACGGGCAAUGGCUCCCACCACAAAAUACCUAUGAGAGCCUGUUCGAGCGCCUCCAAGCCGACUAUCCCCUUGCUGCGUGCGAGGCUCUUAUGGAUCACUACUUUCCCGAACGUAGUCUACCGAUGGCGUACAAGAGCUGGCAAGAUGCUUUCGGUCACAUCUACGCCGACAUCCAAGUCCAUCACCUCGAGCGAGGCAUGGCCAACGCUCUAGUCGCCCACGGUGCUGGCGACCUUCUCUACCGGUACCGGAUAGAAUGGCGCGCACAGUGUUGCGACAAGGACUAUCCGCGUGAAUGGGGUGUGACUCACGGCACUGAUUUGGCGAUCUGGUUCUGGGGCAAUAAUGCGAGACUGAGCAACAAGGAGAAGGUACUUGUAAAGAAGGCGUUUCACGACCAGUUUGCAAAGUUCCUGGACAACGGAAAGCCACAGUGGGGAACAGAGCACCCAUUACAGCUGCGCACCCUCAAGCCCGACGGUACUAUCGCGAUUGAAGAAGAUGCAUGGCUUGCAAACAGCUUGAAAGUCUGGGAAAUACUGAAACAAGUCGGUGCAACUGAUACGAAGCCGUCAUCGCGGGAUUCGAAGCUUUAGUUGAACAGAAAACGCCAUGCGCCAGCCCAUUUUCCGGAGGGUAUCUCAGUAUACAUGCAAGAGCGCACCUUUGCGCCACGCUAAACCCGCACGCCGUAACACCGUGUAGUCCAUCAAAAAGCGUCAAUCAAUCCAACCAAGCCCAUUCACGCCUCUU
This is a messenger RNA of Paraphaeosphaeria sporulosa, 2082 nucleotides long. RefSeq names its product paraben-hydrolyzing esterase precursor. NCBI's taxonomy places the organism in Eukaryota, Fungi, Ascomycota, Dothideomycetes, Pleosporales, Didymosphaeriaceae. Bases 300 to 1925 code for a protein of 541 amino acids. The transcript has a single exon. The record is from RefSeq and is a predicted model, not a curated record.